This is a messenger RNA of Abrus precatorius (Indian licorice), 1289 nucleotides long. Its product is annotated as protein COFACTOR ASSEMBLY OF COMPLEX C SUBUNIT B CCB4, chloroplastic. The record is from RefSeq and is a predicted model, not a curated record. NCBI's taxonomy places the organism in Eukaryota, Viridiplantae, Streptophyta, Magnoliopsida, Fabales, Fabaceae. The coding region runs from base 85 to 984 and encodes 299 amino acids. The transcript is spliced from 7 exons. Gene Ontology annotation, biological process: cytochrome b6f complex assembly. Gene Ontology annotation, cellular component: chloroplast.
GUGCGUACCUUGUCUUCCUCAUCUAGAAAAGUCCACGUCAUCCAUCCCAUCGAGCUCCAAAGGCACCACUGAUAACAAACUUUCAUGGAAGCGGGAACUGCUCUCUGUGUCCCACUCAACACUCACAUUCUUGUUAUUCCAUUUCGCUCUGCCAAUUCGAAUUCGUUUUUCCAUUUCCAACCUCGAUUCACUCUUUCAUCUGCUUCUUCCUUUUCCACUUACAGUUACAGAGGCCCCAAACCAAAACGCGACUUCCUCGCCGAUUGGGUCUCCCAAAACGACGACGCCGUUCGCACCCUCCCCAUCUACGUCGGCUCCGCCUCCCUCUUCGCCGUCCUCUUCAACCGCGCCCUGUCCGGUAUCGCCCCCGUCGCCGACGCCGGCAGUUCACAGUCUAGAGCUGACCUGUUGACUUUAGGAUUGGCCGUUACCAAUAUUUUGACUGGUCUUGUUUGGCUGUCCAUAAGACCUAAAUCUAUAACUGUGGUUAAUCCUCAAGGAGUUGAAUGCAAGAGAUUGUGCAGUACCCUCCCUGAUGUUGCAAAUAGUGAGUUGCUCUGGGCAUGGGAGUCUCUAUCAGAUGUCACUUGCUGUCGUUCACUUGUUAUUGUUUAUGAGAGCAGUUGUGUACUCCAAAUUGGUUAUGCUGCAGAAUCUUCUCCUGGGGAUGGUGACGCUGUAAGUGUGGACGUGGAUAAAUUGAUGCAAGGAUCACUAUAUAAGGAUGUAAUGAAAUCUGGAGCUCAGAGUUACCUGGCUAAUCUAUCUCUUUAUCCUGGGAAAUCUGAGCUGCCAUUUCUACCUUCAAAUACUCAGGCAGUAAUUUUACAACCACUUGGAGAUAAAGGGAUUGCAAUUAUUGGGGGCGACACAAUACGAGGUUUCACUGCUUCUGAUCAGGCAUGGAUUACAUAUAUUGGAGAGAAGCUGGAUUCUACCCUUGCAAAAUAUGUGAAACAACAUCCUCUGAUUUCACAAGAUUAAGUUUCAAAGGUUUGCGAGGUAGCCUAUCGUGUUUGUUUUUACCCGAUUUUAAUGGAAAUAAAUCCUACUAGUUUCCGCCGAGAGUUCUGGCAGAGAGGUAAAUAGUUGAUCCCAUGUACACGUUAUCCAUCUCAAGGCAACGCUCAAAUUAUUAGUCUUAAUAACUUAUUUUAUACUUCAGCGUAUUUUGUUAGCAGCAUUUAGUGGUUGAUUUUGCUCUUUCAGUUCUGAUAUUUCCAUUUGUAAGUUGUAAACCCCCGCCCCUCUUCAACAGAAAAAAAAAAUCCAUUUAAUAAUGCUUUUAG